This is a messenger RNA of Arvicola amphibius (Eurasian water vole), 279 nucleotides long. Its product is annotated as major allergen I polypeptide chain 1-like. NCBI's taxonomy places the organism in Eukaryota, Metazoa, Chordata, Mammalia, Rodentia, Cricetidae. Gene Ontology annotation, molecular function: steroid binding. Bases 1 to 279 code for a protein of 92 amino acids. Gene Ontology annotation, cellular component: extracellular region. The record is from RefSeq and is a predicted model, not a curated record. The transcript is spliced from 3 exons.
AUGAAGCUCACUGGUGCUCUCGUGUUGCUUGGGGCUGCCCUGCUCCUGACCUCUGGGGGAAAUUGUGGCAUUUGCCCUGCUUUGAAGGAGGACUUUGCUCUUUUUCUUGGCCCAUCUGUGCCUGACUAUGUGGAUUUUGUGAGCCAGUACAGGAAUGAAUCUGCUGUGUUGAAAAAUGCUGAAAAUCUGAAGAUAUGUGCUGAUAACAAGCUCACAGAGGAAGACAAGGCGAAUGUAAAGAGUUUGUUGAGGAAAGUAGAAGCUAACCCACUCUGUUGA